AUGGCAACAGCACAACCGUUGGCUUCUAAUAGUAUAGCAGAUGUGAUAGGGCAAUUUAAUGGUGGUUAUUACAAAAUAGAUCAUCGUGAUACAAAUGCACUUCUUUCAAUAACAUUACAACCAAAUACUCCAUUUUAUGCACAACCAGGAGCUAUGGUUGCUAUGAGUCCAGAAGUGACACUCAAAGGAAAAUUUAAAUUUUCAUUUAAAAAAAUGUUGACAGGUGGUGAAAUGGCUCAAUCAACAUUUACUGGUCCUGGAGAAAUACUACUUGCACCACCUAUUUGGGGUGAUAUCGUUCCUAUUCAAUUAGAUGGUCAAACUCAAUGGAGUGUAGGCAAAGGUGGUUACUUAGCUAUGACUCAUGGUGUUGUAAAAGAAACAAAAUCACAAGGAUUAGGUAAAGCAAUGUUUUCUGGUGAAGGUCUUUUUGUUCAUCGUGUAUCAGGUGUUGGAAUUAUUUUUGUCACGUCACUUGGUGCUAUUGUACAACGUCAAUUAAAGCAAGGUGAACAAUGGAUUGUUGAUAAUGGACAUUUAGUUGCAUGGAAUUGUCCAUAUUCAAUUGAAAGAACUGGUGGUGGUCUUAUGAGUGGAAUGCAUGCUGGUGAAGGACUUGUUUGUCGAUUUACUGGUCCUGGAAUAGUUUAUAUCCAAACACGAAAUCCAGACGCUUUGUCGGAAUGGAUAGCAAGUCAUGUAUCAACAUCGAGUGGCUAA
Messenger RNA from Rotaria sp. Silwood1, 720 nucleotides. NCBI's taxonomy places the organism in Eukaryota, Metazoa, Rotifera, Eurotatoria, Philodinida, Philodinidae. The record is from the annotation of a GenBank genome assembly.